Hyposmocoma kahamanoa is the source of this 988-nucleotide messenger RNA. RefSeq names its product proteasome subunit beta type-2-like. The record is from RefSeq and is a predicted model, not a curated record. The transcript has 5 exons. Gene Ontology annotation, cellular component: proteasome core complex. NCBI's taxonomy places the organism in Eukaryota, Metazoa, Arthropoda, Insecta, Lepidoptera, Cosmopterigidae. Gene Ontology annotation, biological process: proteasomal protein catabolic process. The coding region runs from base 314 to 961 and encodes 215 amino acids.
GCCAGUGAAUCCGUCAAGGAUCCUAUUGUACGUUACGUAACUAGAUAUCCCGACCUUGAUCCAAAGAAGUUAAGGACCAAGAAAAAUUUAAAUUGCAAUUGCAAAUUGAAAUGCUCUUUAAUCUUUCUCUUUGUUAUACCUAUUUGUAUUAUAUCUAUUGCAUUGGUAUGGUGGUUUAUUGCGCGAUAGUGUUUUAUAACAGUCCUAAUAACUGCAGGCUUUCGACUGUACACUAGAUAGUGGAAAUUGGUAUAUGCUUCUUCAGAUGGUCUUUUAAACAAUAUAUAAAAUACCAAGACUUUAAAGGAGCAGAAUGCAGCGUGCGAUGUUUCAGUGCCUUCUAGGCAUCGCAUGCAAUGAUUUUGUGAUGAUAGCAGCGGACCAGACGAACACGCAGGGCAUUUUUAUUUUGAAAAAUGAUGAAGACAAAAUAAUACCUUUAGCAGACAAACUCCUGAUGGGUGUGGCAGGGGAUGCAGGCGACACAGCUCAGUUCUCGCAUUACAUUUUGCGAAACUUAUCUCUGUAUAAGAUGCGGAAUGGCUACAAGUUGGGCACGAAUGCAGCUGUUCAUUUUGUGAGGAAGAAUAUGGCCGAUUCUCUUAGAACUUCUCCCUACUUAAUAAAUCUCCUGGUCGGAGGCUAUGACGAGAUUGAUGGAGCAAAGCUGUAUUACGUAGACCUCUUGGCAACCAACAUUUGCAUGCCGUACGUUGCGCACGGUUUUGGUGGACUGUUUUCUAUUAGCAUGUUGGACUAUUAUUAUAAACCUACAUUAACUGAGUCGGAAGCUUACAAUGUUUUGGCGCAGUGUGUCUACGAGAUCCAUACCAGGUUAUUCAUGAAUCUGCCCAGCUUUCAGGUAAAAGUGGUUAAUAAGAAAGGUGUCACCACGCUGCCAGUCAUCUGCCCAGCUACAUUCUAUACUAAAGAAGUGCCCACUAAUUCAGACACAACAUAAGAUUCAAUAAAGUUCUGAUAAACUCUG